Messenger RNA from Musca domestica (house fly), 582 nucleotides. Its product is annotated as zinc finger protein 2-like. Lineage: Eukaryota; Metazoa; Arthropoda; Insecta; Diptera; Muscidae. Gene Ontology annotation, cellular component: nucleus. Gene Ontology annotation, biological process: regulation of transcription by RNA polymerase II. The coding region runs from base 20 to 559 and encodes 179 amino acids. Gene Ontology annotation, molecular function: RNA polymerase II cis-regulatory region sequence-specific DNA binding; DNA-binding transcription factor activity, RNA polymerase II-specific. The record is from RefSeq and is a predicted model, not a curated record. The transcript is spliced from 2 exons.
AAGCUGUAUUCUAAACCAAAUGGGACCUCCAAAAAUACAACAGACUAACGCAAACACACCCAAUAGUUCACUUGAUACAUCCGUUCCACUUUUGCAAUCUAAUAACCGUUUUGAUAAGAUAACACGGUCUCCUCAAUAUGAAACGACAUCUAAUAGCACCAUUAUUUGUAAUUCAGGAGGAAUAAGGGCAAAUCGAACGCGAUUCACGGAUUAUCAAAUAAAAGUACUCCAAGAAUUUUUUGAAAACAAUUCAUAUUCUAAGGACAGUGAUUUAGAGUAUUUGAGCAAAUUGCUGCUGUUGUCGCCACGGGUAAUUGUUGUAUGGUUUCAAAAUGCACGUCAAAAACAGAGAAAGAUAUAUGAAAACCAGCAAAAUACAACUCAUUGUGACAACGAAGAUAAAAAACAAAAUAUAAAUUACACAUGCAAACGGUGCCAUUUAGUUUUUCAACGUUAUUACGAACUGAUUCGACAUCAAAAAAUCAUUGCUUUAAGGAAAAGAAUAAUUAACGAUCUGCAAAGGCUCAGAAAGCCUCGGCGCAGAUUGCACAACAUUUAAGUUCAGAAGAUUCCAAUUCUUCA